Molecule: messenger RNA, 2215 nt
Organism: Sceloporus undulatus (fence lizard)
Lineage: Eukaryota; Metazoa; Chordata; Lepidosauria; Squamata; Phrynosomatidae
Gene: NRIP3
Product: nuclear receptor interacting protein 3
Exons: 7
Coding region: 141-881 (246 amino acids)
Biological process (GO): proteolysis
Molecular function (GO): aspartic-type endopeptidase activity
Source: RefSeq, a predicted model, not a curated record
AAAACGUCACACAGAUUCUGUUUAUAAAGUGCUCACAAUAGAGCUCUGAGGCAUUCAUUCCCAACCAGAAGCAGUGCAGCAGCUUGAGAGACAAAGAACGAGGAGGCAAAGCAGGGCACUGAUCCACUGAAAAGGCAAAGAUGUUUUAUUCAGGUCUCCUCACAGAGCCAACAAGGAAAGAUGUGGACAUGAGAGAAGCCGCAUCACUUCGACAGCAAAGGAGAAUGAAGCAGGCUGUUCAGUUUAACCACAAGGACUCUGCUGACCUGCUACCCUUAGAUGGGCUGAAAAAACUGGGAACAUCCAAGGACACUCAACCACACAGCAUUGUACAGAAGCGCUUAAUGGAAACAAACAUGUCCAAACUGUGCCACAGCAGAGGGACAAGUUCUCAGAAGAACGACCUUUCAGCCCAGACAAAUAAACUGAAUCAAAUGAAACUGGAUGGCCCCAAAAAAACAGAGCAAGAUGAUCUCAUCUUAGUGUGUUGCCAGUGUGCUGGGAAAGAACUGCAGGUUGUGGUUGAUACAGGAUGCCAACGUAAUAUCAUAUCAUCUGCCUGCCUGGAAAGAUUAGGGCUAAAGAAGCAUAUGAAAUCCUACAAGCCUGAGUGUGAGAAGAUUUCAUUGCCACCUUAUAUGAAAGUGAUUGGCCACAUAGAGCAUCUCUCUCUUACCCUGGGCACUAUCCUUGUGGACUGUACUGCUAUUGUGGCAGAAAAUCAUGAGAAAAGCUUUUCCCUGGGGCUACAGACACUGAAAUCUUUGAAGUGUGUGAUAAACAUGGAGAAGCAUAAUUUGGUCCUGGGGAAGACAGAGAGAGAAGAAAUCCCUUUUGUCACUAACACAUCUGCACAAGAAGAAAACACCUCUGAGGCUUGAAGAGGAGACAUCGCUGGAAAGAGGGGGAAAAGUGACAAAGUUGAAGCAGGAAUUGGCUAUACUGAUUAUCCUAUCCUGCUAGACUGUGGCUAGAUUGUAGCAAAAAUGAAAGAAUGGGCAUUUGUAAGGAGUUUAGGAGAGCUUCAGAUAUUCACUUGCCAUGCCAAGGCUCUGGACUUGUAUGUGUAUGUCCAAGCCUACUCUUCGAAAUGAUCUCCUUUUUAUGGCCAUUUAAGUAAGAUAAUGCUUAUUUUCCAAAACCCACAAGUAUCAUCUCUCUUAUUAUGAAUGGAUUAUUGAAAACUAUUUCAUCUCUUGUGAAACUGAGAUGAAAGGCCAAUUUUGUAAUUUCCACUUUGAAGGCAACUGUAGCUGCAGAAUGAGACUUCAGGAAUCAGAUUUUUAGAAUGUAUUUUUUCACUGGGGAGCAGGGAAACACUUGACAUGACAGGCCACAUAAAAGGGCCUAUAUGUGCUGAAAUGACAUUCAUCCAAACACAUGCACUGGGAGGGAGAAUAGGGUUCCCUAUGCCCACCUCAUGAUUGCAGGUGACACGAUAAAGUAUUUGUUGCUUGUAAUAGCAUAGUGCUGAUACAAAAGUUCCCUUUCAGUGGGAAGGAGAAGGGAGAAUCAGCAAAGAUAAUUUCCCCAUCUCUUUUGUGGAGCAGGAAUUUCUGCUGAAAGUCUGUUCCACAAAUCGAAGGAGAUUUUCUUCUGAAUUCAACCUUAUCUCUUGUCUAAAUGUGUGUAGGUCUUUCUUCAUCUUUACAAAUACUGGUGUUAACAAUGAGCAAUUAAACUCAGUUUUGAACUGUAAAAUAUCCAGCGUACCUAUAUAAUCAGAGGUAAUUUUAAAAAUUAUUUAAUGUAUUAAUUCUCUGAAAGCAAAAUACAGUAUAUAAAAUAGUUUAUAGUCUUCUUGUUCCAUUGCUAACAUUUUAAAGUCACAAAAUUUCAACUUUCAAGAUGAUUGAAAACAAUCAUCCAUCUUGGGCUAACUUUGAUGCAUUGUCAUAGUGUAUGAUGAUUAAUCAUCCAUGCAUGAUAUUAAAUAUAGGGAAAGUUCCCUUUUUUCUCUUUGUUUCCAAUAUUUAGAUAGUAUCUAUGCUCCUGCUGUUUUUAUUACUGUUACUAUUCCCAUUAAAAUUUAUUGAUAUAUUUUUACCAAGAGCUUACAUCACUAAGGAUAGAUAAUGUUCUAAACAGUUAAAAACAUUCUGGCAAAAUUAUACUUCAUUUCUUUCCAUGUUAAUAUUAUUACUAUAUUGUUAUUUAUGUUGUUUGUAAAAUAAAUUUAAUGAAAUUUGGAAAUUCCAGAUUUCAGUAUACCAUA